AUGACCAGUGUGACAUGGACUAUCAACAGCAAAUUCUUGCAGCACAUACUGGAUGCGACGCGGAUGGAAGAAUUGGAUAUACUCAAGAAGAGAAAGCCUCCAUGGCCGAAGGAGUCUCGCAAGCGUUCUGGAAAGAAACGCACGCCCGCGCCAUCUACCUUCAACUCAUCGACUGCGGGAAGGUCCCCAACUUCGACACUGCCGGAGAGCGAGCAGCUUAAAUCGUUCUGCAAGAAGGUCUCACUCACGUACGAGGACUUCAACGACCUCAGUCUGAGCAUCAAGCCGGAGGACUAUGUGAAGGACCGCAGACGAUAUCGCUUCAAACAGUUUGCGCGCAAAUCCGCACGCCUUUCCGGCGAUCGCCUUGGACAAAGAGGCCGAGCCCCAACAAAUGAAGGUCCACGAAGACGGAGCAUUGACCUCGUGGGCGAGCAAGACGAGACGACUGAUGCCGUCACGGUCGGGCAGCAGUCUCCGAUUGCGGAAGAAGGCGACGCGACGCCGGCCAACUUUGAUGAUCGCAACGAGCAGAAUGCGGAGCUGAUUUGGACGACGUCUGAGUCAGGUCGAGCGCGGCAUGAAGGCGCAGGCCAACGACAAGAAGGCGACGCGCCAUUCGAAGCGGGAGGAGCCGAUGCGGAGGCAUAUAUCCUCACCGUACCCGUGUGCUGCAUUGGGCGAAACUUCUGCGACAGCCGACAUGAUCCGCUCGCCCAUCCACACAAGUCACGGCCAACGAUAGUGGGCGAGCGGAAGAAGUCCAUUCCCGCGCCGAAGCCCUCUGCGGAGCAGGCAGCAUAUCUUCGCCAUCUGCUCGCUGAUGUCCACGCACCUAAUGGAAACCGGCUUGCAGUGCUGCAGCAUACAAUUGCGGGGAGUACCCAUUAUCGCGUCCACGGGCCGGAGGUGGAAUAUGAUGCUAACGGUGAAGCCUGGGACGACAGCUACGAGUCGGACAGUGACAUCUCGAUCAGCACGGUUUCAUCCAUCGCAUCCCCGACGGCCUCUCCCUCGUCUCGCAGGGCAUCCUUGGAGGAUCUGCGGAAGCCCGUAGUUCGGCCUGCGAAGGGACCGACUCGUUUCCCGGUUACUAAGGUCGCACGCUUAAAAUAG
Laetiporus sulphureus 93-53 is the source of this 1116-nucleotide messenger RNA. RefSeq lists its product as uncharacterized. NCBI's taxonomy places the organism in Eukaryota, Fungi, Basidiomycota, Agaricomycetes, Polyporales, Laetiporaceae. The record is from RefSeq and is a predicted model, not a curated record. The coding region runs from base 1 to 1116 and encodes 371 amino acids. The transcript has 6 exons.